AUGAGUUCAUCACCAACAAAAUCUAAUUCUAACAGUAUUUUUUAUUUUCCGGCAUUUAUUGAUACAAAUAACAAUCAGGAAAAUAAUUAUGAGCAAAAUGGUGGUUUUUUGGGUAUUUUAUCAAAUCUUUUUCGACCAUCAAAAUCUUCAUCUACAACAGAAACUGUAUUUUCUGAGGGUGUUUGCAUUGCAAAAUCUGAGGAGAAGGAUGUAGUUUUUGAAGAUUCUGUUGAAGAACCUUUUAAUGAACAACAACCUUCAACAAGCAACGCUCCGUCAAAUUUUUUUAAUUCAAGAAAAAAUGAAUUGAGAAGAUAUUGGAUGCCAGACUCUUCAGGAAAUGAAUGUUAUGAGUGUCGUGAAAAAUUUAAUACAUUCCGGAGGAAGCACCACUGCCGCCUUUGUGGUCAAAUAUUUUGUAAAAAUUGUACAAGUCAUCAAUUAAAUGGAAUUGAUUUUGGUUGUUAUCAAUUAAAUUCUGAAUUGCCUUGUUCUCCUUCAAAUUCUAUUAAAAAUGUGGAUACUCAAACUGAACGACAAUUGAUUGAAAUGUUUGAUAAUAAAUUAAAUAAACUUUUGGAUACGCUCCUUAUUAGAGAACAACUUGGACAUUCAAUGUGGAAGGAUUUGUUGUGGAAAUUAAGUAAAUUAGUAGCUGAUAAAAUUUUCCCUGUAGCUCUCAAUAAUGCUUCAACCAAUUUUCCUUUGGAAUUUUUGCAUAUCAAAAAACUGCAUAUUAACUCUGAUCCGGAUUUUGAGAUAAUUGAUGGAAUUGCUUUCACAAAAAGUCUUGCCCAUACAUCAAUGCCUACUUCAAUGGAAAAAAUUUCUUUAAUUUUAUUAAAUGGAAUGAUUUCUUAUGAACGGGUUUUAGAAAAAUUUUCUUCAAUAGAGUCAUUAAUGCAACAAGAAGAAAAAUUUCUUCAUCUUCAAUGUGAUAGAAUAAUGUCUGUGGAUGUUAAUAUGUUAAUUACUGAAAAUGCUAUUCCUGUGGCUGUUUUAGAUUUAUUAACGAAAAAAGGAAUUUCUGUAUUGGCAAAUGUUAAGAGAUCAGUAUUAAAUAGAAUAUCUCGUGCAACAUCAACAAGUAUUCUAAAUUCAAUAGAUGCCCAACUACUACAACCUAGAGUUGGUAUUGUUAGCAAAUUUCGUCAAUUAGAAUUCAAUACUUGUACAUUUGACCGAAAACAUUUUGUUUCAUUAGAAGAUUCUGAGGGAGGAGAGGGAAAUAAAUUUGGAAUAACAAUUUUAUUAAAAAGUAGAGAUUUGUAUGAAUUGAAAGCUGCAAAGAGAAUUUUACGUUUUUUGGUUCUUUCAAGAUAUUCUUCAAAAUUGGAAAUUGCUUUUCUUUCUUUAUUCAAUAGUUUACCUAAAGAAAUGAGUAAUGAUAAGGAAGCUGCAAGUUCUUUUCAUUGUCAUAUUUGUGAAUUAAAUCAAAGAAGUACUUUAAAAAAUUUGGACGAAAAUGAAGAAUCUUCUGAAAAAGAAAAUUUUCUUGAUUACUUUUCCCAAAUUGAAUUAAUAAAUUCCCCAGCUAUACAUUUUCCUCCUCCUUCAAUAUUAAAUCAAUUAAAAACAACAAAUAUUAAUUUAUUAAAUAAACAAUUUUUGCCUGAAUAUUUCAUUAAAUUAAAAGAAAUGCAAAAAGAAUAUAAUCAAAUAAUUGAAAAUUUAAGAAUUGAAGAACAAAAAUUAAAAGAAGAAAAUUUUACAAAAUUUUCACAUUCAUUCUUUCAAUCUAAAACAACACAAAAACCUUGGGAAUUAUUAAAUCAAAGAGCCGUAAAAAGUUUUAGACUUGGUUCAGCUUUACAUUUUAGAAGGAGAGCUGAAAAGAAUUUUGAGGUUAAAGAGGAAAGGGAAUCAAAAUCAGCUUCUUUACUUUUUGAAAUGGAAGAAGAAGAAAUUCGUGUCAGAUCAGAAACUAAUUUACUUAGUCCUUAUAGUCAUCAAGGAUUGGCUUUUCUUUUCUGUGCAAACUCCAAAAAAUCAAAAAAUACUCAAGAAUUCUGUAUGGGACCUUAUGUUUUAAAUAAAACAUUUUAUGACCGUGAAAAUGACACAAGUUUGGGGAAAUUUUUGCUCAAUUAUUGUUUCGAUGCUGAUUAUCGUUGUAAAAGCUGUGAUCGUUUAAUGUUUGAACAUUUAAGAAGAAUAGUUCAUCGAAAUACUCGACUAGAAAUAACUACAAGAAAUGUAUCUGUUAGUCGAAGUACUGCUGCAGCAUUAAUUGCUCCAGUAAUUCCCAAUCCUUUUGGAAGUGGGGCAAAUCUUUGUAAUGGGGCAAAUGAAGGAGAAUUAAGUGAAAGUAAUUUUUCAUUAGAAGAUUUACCUUCAACAAUACCCAAUAAUAAUUGUAAACAAAUUAUUUGUUGGUUACGUUGUAAUAGUUGUUCUGCAAAUUCUUCUAUUAUACCAAUGCCAAAUACAAUUUUUCAUUUAAGUUUUGCCAAAUUUGUUGAUUAUUUAGCAAAUGGCAAACAUUGGAUCUCUCCAUUUUCUUCUUCUGUUGAUUUACAUCAAUGUCUUCAUUGUACUUUUCAUUCACACAGUCAUUUCUUUGCUUUCGGAAAUCUUGUUAGCUGCUUUAGAACUUCACCAAUUUAUCCAUUGAAUGUUUGUUUUAGCCAAUUAUUUUCUUUAAAAAUUGAAAAUGAAGUGGAUAAUUUACAAAAUAUUUGUCCAAAAAUUAGAGAAGUUUUGGACGGAAAAGGUACUCCAAUGCCUGAUAUUGGUGCAAUUAUAGCUAUUUCUUUACUUUCUGAUGAAUAUUUAACAAUUAUUAAUUCAUCUUCACAAAAAGAUUUUAUUGAAGUCCCAAUCUCUGAUCAAAAAAUUCAAUGUAAUGUAAAGAUUUAUUUUGCUAAUGAUUUUUCUAAAUUUCGUUCAAAUUUUCUUUCCAGCAGCGAAAAAGAUUAUGUUAAUUCUCUUUCAACGUCCUCUCCGUGGUAUCCUCAAGGCGGAAAAAGUGGUGAGAUUUAA
This is a messenger RNA of Meloidogyne enterolobii, 2982 nucleotides long. The record is from the annotation of a GenBank genome assembly. NCBI's taxonomy places the organism in Eukaryota, Metazoa, Nematoda, Chromadorea, Rhabditida, Meloidogynidae.